Messenger RNA from Archocentrus centrarchus (flier cichlid), 1648 nucleotides. RefSeq names its product adaptor related protein complex 1 subunit mu 2 (gene ap1m2). Bases 200 to 1474 code for a protein of 424 amino acids. Gene Ontology annotation, cellular component: clathrin adaptor complex. The record is from RefSeq and is a predicted model, not a curated record. Gene Ontology annotation, biological process: vesicle-mediated transport; intracellular protein transport. Lineage: Eukaryota; Metazoa; Chordata; Actinopteri; Cichliformes; Cichlidae. The transcript has 12 exons.
AGCUAGUUAAUGUUUCACCUGCGUGCUGUGACGUCACUGGACCUCCAGGAAAAAGAUACCGUGGAUUCCGUGAUCACCCCCAGGCUGAAACGUUUCUGUCAUUUUACGACAAAACUGAGACGAAGUCUCGAGUUGAGCUUUAAGCUGAGUUUCGGUGCUUCGUGAAGGAUCACGCUGUUGUCCUCAGGGUUCACACACGAUGUCUGCCUCCGCUGUCUUUGUGCUGGAUCUGAAGGGGAAGGUGCUGAUUUGUCGGAACUACAAAGGCGAUGUGGGCAUGUCAGAGGUUGACCACUUCAUGCCUUUACUCAUGCAGCAUGAAGAGGAAGGACUUCUCUGUCCUGUAAUUUCACACGGCAACAUUCAUUUCAUGUGGAUCAAACAUAGCAACCUCUACCUUGUGGCUACCACAAACAAGAACUCCAAUGCCUCCCUGGUUUAUGCAUUUCUGUACAAACUAGUUGAGGUGUUCACAGAGUACUUCAAAGAGCUGGAAGAGGAGAGCAUUCAGGAUAAUUUUGUGGUUGUCUAUGAACUGCUGGAUGAACUUAUGGACUUUGGAUUCCCUCAGACUACAGACAGCAAGAUCCUACAAGAGUACAUUACUCAGGAAGGUGCCAAGCUUGAGGUGGCGAAGAGCAAGGUCCCAACAACGGUGACGAAUGCUGUGUCCUGGAGGUCAGAGGGUAUCAGAUAUAAAAAGAAUGAGGUCUUCAUUGAUGUCAUUGAGUCCAUCAAUGUACUGGUAAAUGCUAAUGGCAGUGUGAUGAGCAGUGACAUCGUGGGCAGCAUCAAGCUGAAGACCAUGCUGUCAGGGAUGCCCGAACUGCGCCUGGGCCUCAAUGAUCGAGUGCUCUUUGCCCUCUCUGGACGUGACAAAGGAAAGACGGUGAUGAUGGAGGAUGUGAAGUUCCAUCAGUGUGUCCGUCUCUCACGUUUUGAGAACGAUCGAACAAUCUCCUUCAUUCCUCCAGAUGGGGAGUCUGAACUUAUGUCCUACCGCAUCAAUACUCAUGUGAAGCCUUUGAUAUGGAUUGAAUCGGUCAUAGAGAAAUUCUCCCACAGUCGAGUGGAAAUUAUGGUUAAGGCAAAGGGACAGUUUAAAAAACAGUCUGUGGCAAAUAACGUAGAGGUGAGGGUCCCUGUCCCCAGCGAUGCUGACUCACCAAAGUUCAAAACCAGCACGGGAAAUGCCAAAUAUGUGCCUGAGAAGAACAUGGUGGUGUGGACCAUCAAGUCUUUUCCUGGAGGGAAAGAGUUUCUCAUGAGAGCUCAUUUUGGUUUGCCCAGUGUGGAGAGUGACGAGAAGGAAAGCAAACCUCCUAUUACCGUCAAAUUUGAAAUCCCGUACUUCACAGUCUCAGGAAUACAGGUGCGGUAUAUGAAGAUCAUAGAAAAAAGUGGUUACCAGGCUUUACCGUGGGUCCGCUACAUAACACAAAGUGGAGAUUACCAGCUGAGGACCAAUGUGUAACCUGUGGAGAUACUUCACUACAUUUUCCUCACUUCCAGGACUUCCAGAGGAGCAUAAAUGAUGACUUUAACUGGACUAAAAGAAUGUCUUUAAAUUUUCACCUACUCUGUGUAAUGUUGAUCUUGUUUUAUGAAAUCUGUGUGCAGUUUGAUUUUGAGGUUUUUAUUGUGUGAG